UAAUUCACAAAACCCUAGCUUCUGUUUCUGCAUCCUGUUUCACUCUCCGUCUGGUCGAUUCGAAGUUCUUUAGCCAUGCCGCAGGGAGAUUACAUUGAGCUUCACAGGAAGAGGCAUGGAUACCGCCUCGAUCAUUUCGAGCGCAAGCGCAAGAAGGAGGCGCGUGAAGUUCACAAGCGCUCCGCCAUGGCCCAGAAGGCUCUGGGUAUAAAGGGUAAGAUGAUUGCCAAGAAAAACUAUGCUGAGAAAGCCCUCAUGAAGAAGACAUUGAAAAUGCAUGAAGAGUCAUCAAGCCGACGGAAGGUUGACGAGGAUGUUCAUGACGGAGCUGUUCCUGCCUAUUUACUUGAUCGUGAGAACACUACACGGGCCAAGGUUCUGAGCAACACCAUUAAACAGAAGAGAAAGGAGAAAGCUGGGAAAUGGGAGGUCCCUUUGCCAAAGGUCCGCCCUGUUGCUGAAGAUGAGAUGUUUAGAGUGAUCCGAUCCGGGAAGAGGAAAACCAAGCAAUGGAAGAGGAUGGUUACAAAGGCUACAUUUGUUGGACCUGGUUUCACUAGAAAACCGCCCAAGUACGAGCGUUUCAUCCGUCCAUCUGGGCUACGGUUCACCAAGGCUCAUGUCACCCACCCUGAACUAAAAUGCACUUUCUGUCUCGACAUCAUUGGGGUCAAGAAGAACCCUAAUGGUCCUAUGUAUACCUCUCUCGGUGUGAUGACUAAGGGGACAAUCAUCGAGGUCAACGUGAGCGAGCUCGGUCUUGUUACACCUGCUGGAAAAGUCGUGUGGGGGAAAUAUGCACAGGUUACGAAUAAUCCCGAGAAUGAUGGCUGUAUAAAUGCAGUUCUGCUCGUGUAAGCAAUCCCGAGAUCGAGGCUGAGAAACCCGUGCUAACCGAAGAGGGAGUGUUGUCUCGAAUCAUAGCAGAGUAUUGUCUCGAAUCAAACCUUCCUCUUACAGUUCUUCCAUGGGAGAGUAAGUGACCCUUGUUCUCUACCACAACAGCUUGCGACGAUCUGAUCGCUUACAAAAAAAAAAAAAACGUUUUAUUACAUAGUUUUUGCUGUCUUUGCAUGUCGUCACGGCCUGUAACAAUAUAUUGGCAGGAAAAAAAUUCUCGAAUUUUGGGUGUCGGCUACUGUAUGAGAUGAGAUCGAAUUGUUUAGCAGAAAAAAA
This is a messenger RNA of Tarenaya hassleriana, 1176 nucleotides long. RefSeq names its product ribosome biogenesis protein NSA2 homolog. The transcript has 9 exons. The coding region runs from base 76 to 858 and encodes 260 amino acids. Gene Ontology annotation, cellular component: nucleolus; preribosome, large subunit precursor. Lineage: Eukaryota; Viridiplantae; Streptophyta; Magnoliopsida; Brassicales; Cleomaceae. Gene Ontology annotation, biological process: maturation of LSU-rRNA; maturation of 5.8S rRNA. The record is from RefSeq and is a predicted model, not a curated record.